GGUGGUGGAGAGGGAUGGACGGUGAGGGUGCAGGCUGGGUGACCCCCCAACCUAUGACUCACGUGCGGGGGCGGAGACUCCAUAUCGGAUUCACCACCGGAGGACCGUCCCGUGUUCACUCCUCGGACCGCUCUGCACGCAAAGAAAGUUAACCUUCACCUCGAUAACCGCUUGAAUAUCGUUUUCCUCUUGUUCACGUCUCGUUUACAAUGUGAAGAAAAUGGCCGGGACAAGCUCUGACUGGGUGGAGAUCGUGGAGCCACGCUCCCGUGAGCAUAUGUAUGUGAACUUGACCACUGGCGAGUGCGGCUGGGAUCCCCCUCCAGGCGUUCCUGUCCGUCAGGCAGACGGAAACCAGUGGUGGGAGCUGUUUGACCACCAGAGUGGCCGCUUCUACUACUACAACUCUACUGGGCGCCGCACAGUCUGGCAUCGACCCCAGGGAGCCGAUAUCGUCCCGCUCUCCCAGCUCCAGGCCAUGAGGCGAUGCACUGAGGCCAAACGGGCAGGAGGGGGCAUAGAGCGGCAGCACCAUGGGACCACGGGGAGUAUCAGCAGCGCAGGGAGCCAAGGGCGCUGCACUCCUCUGCCCGAGCACGACGGAGACAGCCCCGUUCCCAGAGCUCUGGAGACCAGUGAAGAGGCUGCAAACCCCGAGCUGGACCCAGCAGUGGACAGCAGAUUGCAGGGAGACGGAAGCAGCACAGAGCACAGUGUAGAUGGCAGUAAAGACCCCCAGAGGGAUGCUUCUCAAAGAUGGCAGCCUGCUCCUGGAUCCAAGGCAGCCAUGUUGGUGAAGGUGAACAGCAUGAGCCGUAGCCAGCCCAGCCCAGCCUUGCAGCAGCACCUCCAGCACAGUGCACACAAAGCCAGCACCUUCACCCUGCACCCCACUAGCAACAAAGCCCAAGGAGGACAUUUAAGUUCUACCCAGGCGUAUAAAACUGCCCCUUCUGGUAAAAUGGCGACUGACACACGUCAAGCCCAUCACUUGAGAAAAGCCAGCAAUGGCAGCUUCUGUUUGGUGACACCAGACAGUAGCCACCCCAGUCCUCUCCUUCACAGGUCACAGACCAGCACACCACGCCCCAUUUCUCCCCAGUAUGGUUGUACUGCCCCAAUCUAUGACGAGCCAGUUUCAGACUGUCCCAUAUAUGAUGAGCCCCCGAUAGACAUGGAGGUAGAGGGGGCGCACUUGUGCAAUGGACAACAGCUGUCUCGCCUGACACCUACCCAUAGCCUUCAAAAGCCCAGACAUCUCCAGCACCCUGGCCCGUCUCAUCCAGGGUCCAGACACAGGAGGAAUCCUUCUUCCUCUGACUACAGCCCAGCUGGUCUGGAGUGCAUCAAGCACAUGGUCAAUGUGGACCCCAAACAGGGGCAACUGUCCAGCUCUCCUGUACCGACACGUACCCCCUCCCCUACCUCCAGACAGGAUCCUGUCUUGACCCAGCCUCAGACACAUCUGCAGCCCCAGGUCCACUCUUUACCACAGACUCGGGGUCAGUUGAGGGACAGGGAGCCAGGGACCCCAGGCCCAAGUACACUGGACAAGAAGCAAAGCUGGCGGGUCCUUGAGGCCACUGUCCAGCGUGCCAUGGAGGCACGACAUAGCAGGCAGAGCAGCCAGGCCUCACAGGACUUCCCCUCGUCAACACCCCAGGCCACAGCAAACUAUCAAGACUCUGGUUACUCCACUGGGCCCUCGCCAAGCCUGAAAAGAAAGAGCAGGAGGAGGGUGGGAGCCGGUGGCGCUGCAGGAGGCAGGCCAGGGUCGGUAGGCAGCAGUGGGGAGCUGUCUGCCCUCAAUGAGAGGCUGAUGGCUGAGAUGAGGGAGGUGGUGAGCCGUUCAAACACUAUGAGGGAGGUGAGAGCUGGGCUGGACCCGGAGAUGGGGGAGAGGGUAGUCAUAGCUCGGACGCGCUCCCCUGCAGACUCACUCAGGUGGUAUGGAGGAGGGGGGCAAGCAGGCAGGUGCGCAUCACGAGAGGACCUCACCCCCCGGUCAUUGAGUAGGGCAGGCAACCAGGGCAACCCUGCACUCACCUCUCUGGAGAUACCAGGGAGGCAGAAAAGGACCUAUGAGAAGGUGGACACCUUGGAGAUGAGUGUGAACAGCCAGGCCAGCCUAUCUUCACCAGAAACACCAGGACCGCCCUCCCAGGUGGGCACCCUAGAGCUGCAGGCUCAGUUGGAGAACAGGAAGAAAGGCAUGGUGGAUGGGCGGACAGCUUCACUGGGCCCUCACCACCCUCCCAACCAUGACAACAGAGAGGGAGGUGAUAGUGCAGUAGAACGAGCACGAGGAUCCUCCUAUCAGCUCUCCUAUGCCACGCUGCGGCAGCCGCCACCUCCUGCCAUGGGCAUGGAGGACUGGGCCAGCAAGCACCUCAACAUGCACACACAAGGCCUGUUCCGCCGUCGCGUCUCCAUUGCAAACAUGCUGUCGUGGAACCGCGGAUCCAUCAAAAAGCCCAUGCUUGUCACCAGCAACCGUGCAGUCAGGAAGGAGGCCUGUGAGAUGUUCAAGCUGGUGCAGGCCUACAUGGGAGACAGACCUUCACGUCUGGACCGUCGUCACUGUGCCCUGCUCAUCGUCACCAAGUGCUGGGACAUGCCGGGGCUGCGGGACGAGCUGUAUGUGCAGCUGGUGAGGCAGACCACGGGCAAUUCCAGCCCCAGAAGCUUGGCGGCAGGCUGGGAGUUGAUGGCUGUCAGCUUGGCAUUCUUUGCUCCUUCACCCAAAUUCCGCUGCUACCUGGAGGGCUACAUCCAGAGACACACGGAGCCCACCAGCGACAAGAAAUGUGAGUCUCAGACUGAGCAACAGGUGACUCAGUUCAUAUUAGAACAACAAGAACUCAAGCUGAAGAAGAAUUCAAAGUCCAGAAAGAAGCGGAAACAGAAUACAGAUGAAGAAGAAGGUCUGCCUAUCAGCACAUAUGCAAAGUUCUGCCAUCGGAAACUGCAGAAGGUGGCGAUCACCGGAGGCAAAAAGGGUCUACGUAAGCCCACCUUGGAGGAGAUCGACCACAGUAGGCGGGCCAUCAUCACUCCCUCCCUGUUUGGCAGCUCUUUGGAGGAGGUGAUGGAGAGACAGAGCGAGCUCUUCCCUGACAGGAAACUUCCCUGGGUGCAGGUUCAGCUUUCCCAGUACGUUCUGGCUCUGGGCGGAGCUCAGACAGAGGGCAUCUUCAGAGUGCCAGGAGACAUAGAUGAGGUGAACGCACUGAAGCUCCAAGUAGACCAAUGGAGGAUCCCAGAGAAUCUCUCUGACCCCAAUGUGCCAGCCUCUCUGAUGAAGCUGUGGUAUCGGGAGCUGGAGGAACCUCUCAUCCCAAUGGAUUUCUACAAGCAGUGUGUCAGUAACUGUGACGAUCCAGUGGCAGCCAUCGCUGUGGUUCAGUCUCUGCCUGAGCUCAACAGGCUGGUGCUCUGCUACUUCAUCCACUUCCUGCAGGUAUUCGCUCAGCCAUCCAACGUGGCCAUAACCAAGAUGGAUGUGAACAACCUGGCCAUGGUGAUGGCCCCAAACUGCCUUCGAUGCCAAUCCGAUGAUCCGCGAAUCAUCUUUGAGAACACUCGCAAGGAGAUGUCCUUCCUGAGAAUGCUCAUUGUUCACCUGGACACCAGUUUCAUCGAAGGGGUGGUGUAGACACUGUAAACCACAGAGCCCACCUCGGGCUCCCUGUCAGCCCUCCAGCAUCUCCCGUUACACAUUUACAGUAAUGCAUAAACACUGUUUCUGUUCAGACCACACUGGAAACUCUUGGUGAGAUAUUGCACCUCUUGCAACACAAGGAAUGUGAAAACAGCUUGGACUUUGUUCUCACUUGCUUUCUUACUGAAGUUGUAUUCACACACGUACGUACCCAGACGAGCAUGUGUGAACGCAAAUGCCUGAAUCAGGUGAGCCAGAUAUGACCCUGACUUUACCCUGCCAGCUCCCUAGUACAAAGUCUGUGUAAUGUCCAGUUGAGGGUGAAGACGGGAAUGUUGAUGAUGUUGAUGCUGUUGCACGGAGCGUAGCUGCUUGCCUGUAUAUUGCUUUCCAUUCUUUCCUUGAUAACACAGAUGUCCAAAUGCAAUGUAGUACUGAUAUCAAUACAAAAUCGGUCAACAUUAGGGAUGAGUCUUCCUCCUGUACACUCUACCCAGGUGUUACCUUUGGCUUAAACCAAACCGAGUACUUCCAUUAAGUGAGAACAUGUCUGACAUGGACAGUCACUUGUUGUGUGCUACAUGUGCUAAAGAGGAACCUGAUGUCGUCUGGAUUUCAUGUGUGAAAAUGACAAUACACACCACUUUAAGUUUCACUGUGUUUUUUUUUUUAUUUUAUUUUGAUACUAAAAUCAACCGUGACCGCUUUAAAGUGGCACACUUCAAUAACUGUAUUUUCUAACCGACACAUGUGAAAAACAGAUUUACUCUUUCAUUUCUAACUGACAGAAUAGUGCUACACUUUGAUUGGACAACUGAACUGUGUAAAGUGAGAGUCUUACAGUAUUUACUUCAGAGGGAUUCACUUGCACGUCAAAAGUUGUUUUUUUUUCUCUCUUUACUCUGGUUUCGUUCAAGUGUGUGCGAGUGUGAUUGUUAGAGUGUGAACAAAAAGACACAGCCUUCUUUUAUGAUGUACAGAAAAAGUGAAAAUAUGAAAAGUUUAGAAAAAAUACUGUAAUGGUGUCUUAUUAAUAAGCUUGCCUGUGCUGUUUUGAGUAGCUGUACUGAUAACCGGUCUGCUCGUAUUUUAUUUCACACGACGCAAGAAGCGGCGCCACCACAAAAAUUUAGAGUACAGAACCGUAAUUUCGAAGCACAUAUUGAAAGCAGUUCUUUUUUUAAUGUAUGGUGGCAAUUUUCUAAGAAAAUAAACUUGGAAGUGCUUCAUUUUCACGACUCUGAACACUCAAGUGAAGCCAUACAAGAGUGUCGUAAUUGCAGUUUAUGUCAUAGUGAUGUGUGAGGUUGGGUAUUCAGCUGAAAAUUCGCUUCCUCUGUUAUCUACAAAUCUUACAAUUGUGCUGGUUGUUUGUGGUCUGUAUGUUGUUUUUUUUUUUUUUGGCUCAGGUUUUAUGAUAAAACGGGUGUUAGUUGUGAUAACUGUACAUGGCCUCCCUCACAGACUGAAAAUUUGUUCAAACUACCACAAUUCCCUGUACUGAGAAUGGACUAUUGUUCAACUGUCAAGCACUAUGAGAAUGUCGAUUAAGCUUUUUGUGCCCCCUCCGAGGCUUUGCUGAUGUACAUAAAUUCUGCUUGUAAAUAAUAAUAACUCUCCUUAAGUGUAUCCUAAUGAUCCAGGUUAAGGGUGAAGUCAAAUGUUGCUGUAAAGAGCAAUAAAAAGUGUUUUUGUAAUUAACUGUUAAUUACUCUGCUGUAACCGCUUGCCUUUUGAACAUAGGACUGAUUCAAACCACUUUCCAUGUGUGUAUAUGUGUGUUUGCAUACUUAUAAAAUGGAAUGGCUGUCCAUAAAUAAAAGUUUGUUCAAUUGUU
Molecule: messenger RNA, 5498 nt
Organism: Scatophagus argus
Lineage: Eukaryota; Metazoa; Chordata; Actinopteri; Scatophagidae
Gene: arhgap46a
Product: Rho GTPase activating protein 46a
Exons: 10
Coding region: 221-3655 (1144 amino acids)
Biological process (GO): signal transduction
Cellular component (GO): cytoplasm; cytoskeleton
Molecular function (GO): GTPase activator activity; protein binding
Source: RefSeq, a predicted model, not a curated record